This is a messenger RNA of Aspergillus alliaceus, 315 nucleotides long. RefSeq lists its product as uncharacterized. The record is from RefSeq and is a predicted model, not a curated record. The transcript has a single exon. The coding region runs from base 1 to 315 and encodes 104 amino acids. NCBI's taxonomy places the organism in Eukaryota, Fungi, Ascomycota, Eurotiomycetes, Eurotiales, Aspergillaceae.
AUGGCCAAAAGUGAGAUUCCCGCUUUACUGGGAGUGAAGGGGACUACAGUGACAGAGGGAGAGAAGGAGAAGUCGCCGGCGGCGGUCAUCUUGGGUGGGGGGUAUACGCAGACUGAUCUGGAGGAGAUUCGCGCGGCGAGUCAGGGAGAGGGAGCCAAAGCGGUGGCAUGGGUUAAGGUCGAUCCGACGAAAUCGCCGCCCUCGUUGCCGGUGGGACCUGAGUAUGGGAGGGCUGUGGCGAAGAGGACGAAGGAUCGGUUGGAUGAAUUGGUGCGGAGUGGGAAGAUGAAUCGGGAUGAGGUGCAUUUGAUUUGA